Messenger RNA from Girardinichthys multiradiatus, 3742 nucleotides. Its product is annotated as homeobox protein Hox-B3-like. Lineage: Eukaryota; Metazoa; Chordata; Actinopteri; Cyprinodontiformes; Goodeidae. The transcript is spliced from 3 exons. Gene Ontology annotation, molecular function: DNA-binding transcription factor activity, RNA polymerase II-specific; RNA polymerase II cis-regulatory region sequence-specific DNA binding. The record is from RefSeq and is a predicted model, not a curated record. Gene Ontology annotation, cellular component: nucleus. Gene Ontology annotation, biological process: regulation of transcription by RNA polymerase II. Bases 1860 to 2693 code for a protein of 277 amino acids.
GAUGGGCCCAAGUGAAUCGACUGUAUAGGUUUAAUCCAGGACAACUUUGGGUAAAAAGUGUGACUCUUGAUUUGUGAGAACAACUUCAAAUGAUUUUUCUAACACCCAUUCGAGACCCUGCUAAAACCUACAUAAAGAACCUAACUAGUAUUUAUUCAACACAGAUGGGUCCCACAAGCCGCCAAUUGUGAGCCAAGGCAAACCUACCCAUCUACACCAGCAAAAUCUAUGGGUCCCGCAUAUACAUGUUCAUUUGUUCAGAAUCAGAUCAGUACAUCUGCACCUCCACCGUCACCCCAACAGCAUCCAGCUGCUCAUAUACAUCAGCAGGCGGUUUAUUUUCUAAACAGCGCACUCAUUGCUGAUUUUCUUUCUGUCUUUAUGGCAGCUUUUAUAGGCCAUCAGCAAGACGCAUGGCUUUUUAGACCAGUUUCGCUGCGAACACGUGUUUCCUGCAGAGCAUUCGCUAUACAUUUCAGCCAUUGAUUUUAUUUUUGGAGUUUAAUGUUUCCGGAUUAAAUCAAAACAAUAAAUGGACUUUGCAUUUAUGUCACGAAACAAGAACGUUUAUAGGAGUGACACUCUGGCCUGAGUUCAUUCUUUUUAUAUUAAAUGUCAUAAAAACGACGAAAUAAAGUAAAAACAUGACGCAAAGUGCAAUCAGUUAAAUCACAAUAUGAUCAUAAUAUUCCUUGAACAUUUUGUAUAAUAGAUGAUUUUAUUUUUGCAAUGGUGUUUAAUUGUGGCUAAUUGUUAAUAAUUACUUUUCAUUGCAGAAUUGCGCAAAAAAAAAAAAAUAAAAUAAAUAAAUAAAUAAAUAAAAUCCUGCAAACUGUUUCCAGCAAAUAUCAAAUUCGUAUGGUUGAGGCGUUAGGUUGCUCUUCUGUUUGAUUAUUUUUGCUUCAGAGAUCAAAGGCACCAAAUUGCAUUAAUUAACGCUAGUUAGUUAAAUAUUACCAUUAGAAUCCAAUUAAAGCGACGGAGCAAAAAGUGAAGAUGAGAGGAUGAAAGCAGCGCAAAUCGAUCCGCUGCAGCAGUCUGACUGUCACCGUGGAAAGCCAAAUCAGCAGCACCAUUACAGUAUCAACAUCUGCACGGAGCCUUUUUAAUGGACGCCGCUGCGCCGGCCGUCUCUGGUCUGUUUCCACUUUAGGGCUUUGAAAUGGGCCCAUCUGAUCACUAAUUUAAAUUAGGGGAUGGGAAAAAGGACUCCAUAUGGAGGACGUUUCUUUCGGCUUCGACCGUGAGCGGGAUGCAGUAUAGGCUAUGUUGAAAAUAUUGAUUAAAUAAUGAAAUAACUUUAGUUAGAAAAUGUGACAAACGAGCAUGGGUGAUUUUUUUUAAAGGGAAUCAUUUUUAAAUUUGCGAUAAAAUAUUUUAGAUGCUCAUUUUCUUUUUGCUUUUUGUAUUCAUUUCAUGUUUUAUUCGUUACACAAAAAUCCUCUUUCUGAUCGUAAUGGCAGAGCUAUUUCCAUAUAUGAAACCGAGCUUGCAUGAUCAGCAGAAAGGGCUUCUUUAUUCCACGCACACACACCCACGCAGUGUGCAAAUUAACAGCACACGCAGGGCGGUCUGAGCUGCAGCAAGAAAACCCUUGUCCAUUCUGCUGCUUCUUCACCCGCACUUUCACCUGCACCUCUUUCUCCUCUCGGGUUUGUCAUAAUCUGUUAGGGUUUUUUUUUUUCUUCUUCUUCUUUUUUACUCGCUCCUGAAGGUGUGAGGAGUCCUGCGUGUUUUUGUUUCCUGCGCCGGAAUGAGCGCUGAAGGCCUGAAGCCUUCAGCUCUCUGGAAACCUGCCAUGUGACAUUUGGCUGCCAGCACUGCGCCAGAAGGUCAAAGGGGGCCGCGGUGCACAUUUCAUGGAAAUGCAGAGCAACAUCCACCACCACAGUUGCAGCCAUCCUCACGGAUUCUGCAGCGAGUCUGUGGAUGGUGCGUCUGGGUUUGGGGGAUCUUAUCACGCCCCGACCCACCAACAUGGAGAGGAGAUGCUUGAGCUUCCACGGAGGUCUAAAUAUCAAAGCCCCGAUAAGUUUGCAAUGAGCAAAAGGGUUUUCCCUUGGAUGAAAGAGUCAAGACCCUCCAAUCAGAAUCUCAGAGGGAGCCCAGAUUGCACCGAGAAGUGUCCGAGCUCGAGCCAGGCCUCCAAGCGCACGCGCACCGCGUACACGAGCGCGCAACUAGUGGAGCUGGAGAAAGAGUUUCACUUCAGCCGCUACCUGUGCAGGCCGCGGCGGGUGGAGAUGGCCAGUCUGCUCAACCUGAACGAGAGGCAGAUCAAAAUCUGGUUCCAGAACCGCAGGAUGAAGCAGAAGAAGGACCAAAGAGUGCAGGGCCUCACCACGACAAGCACCAGCUCCUGCUCUCCCCCGUCCUCCCCCUCCGCCGCUGGCAGCCCCACUCUGGCGAGCCUGGGUUAUGUCCAUCUGGGUUCUGAUUAUCAGCCGGCUUCCCCUCCGCACAAACAACAGCAGCAUUCCCAGCAGGUUAACCCGGUAGGGUACUCCAAAUAUACAGAGCCGAGCUUCACGCACGACCCGCACCUUGAUGCAGUGCAAUACCACACGCAGGACAGCACCCCGCACGCACCAGACUCAAACCUGGGAUUGGAUGAUCACAGCAGGUCGUACUUCUUGCAGGGCUGCACACCUCAGGACAGAAUCAUGCAAGCUCCAAAACUGACUCAUCUCUAGGAUCCAUUACAGCAUGCAUCGCUAAUGAUUAUUUAUGGAAUAAAAAAUUAGUAUGUAUUUAUAAUUAGCUUUUCGGUUUUAGAUUUUUUAUUUUAUGCAUGCUUCAUUUAACUUUAUUUAUUUAGAUAAUCAUUAAUGGCUCAGAUAAAAAUACAUAUGAAUAUAACUUGGUAUUAAAAAAUAAAUCAUGUUGAGGUUCCAACCCACCAUGCAAGAUCUACAAAUUAGAAGGAGAAACGCUGCUAUAAAUGGGAAAUCCUUUGUUUCGUUUAAGUUAAUUUCUCUUAAGGACCACCUAAACUCGUGCUUAACUGCAUGACCCGUUUAGGAGGACUAUUUUGUGAGAUCCUCACAUUAUUAUAACUGCUAAGCAGAAUAGAGAAAAAAAGCCACCCUCUCUGGCUCUUAAACGGGCCUUUGUUUCUGUUAUGGCUCAAAAUGGACCAAACAAGCUGUCAGCGUUUAAAAGGAGUCGUGAUGGAUCACUAAAUUCACUGAGCUGACUGUUUCAGGAACCCUGCCUCAUUCAGAGUCGGCCCUGCACGUCUGACAAGCAUAAAAAAGGAGAUUCGGAUUGAAAGCUGAGAAACAGCAACUGCUCGACAAAAUAAAAAGAGAUACUUUUUUUUUUUUUUUGUUUACCAGGAAAAAAGACGUUUCAUUUAUUCAAAAAAACCAAACAAACAAAAUGCAGAGCCCUAAUUAUUGGAUUGGAAACACAGAAUUAAUGUAUGUAACCACGGACAAUCAGGUCUUACCCUCCCAACGCACCAAGUAGUACCACAUCCAGUGCGACAUAAAAUUGAAUUGUACAAUAGCAGGGAGAUGGUAUUUCAAUUUGUAUUAUUACUAUUGUUAGCGGUAUUAUCGACUUUUUUUUUUAUUUUUUACCUUUAUCUUAUUAUCUUUUUCUGAAUACACUUUUAUUAUUGUAGUUAUUAACAGUAGCGCUGCUACUAAGAGUAUUUUUUACUAUGCAUUUUAAUUGUUUUGUUUUUAUAUUUAUUUUUAUUUAUUAAAGUUCUUUUGUAGAGUGGUAUUAAUAUUAA